This is a messenger RNA of Talaromyces amestolkiae, 2271 nucleotides long. RefSeq lists its product as uncharacterized. The coding region runs from base 1 to 2271 and encodes 756 amino acids. The record is from RefSeq and is a predicted model, not a curated record. NCBI's taxonomy places the organism in Eukaryota, Fungi, Ascomycota, Eurotiomycetes, Eurotiales, Trichocomaceae. Gene Ontology annotation, cellular component: plasma membrane. Gene Ontology annotation, biological process: transmembrane transport. Gene Ontology annotation, molecular function: transmembrane transporter activity. The transcript is spliced from 2 exons.
AUGUUCUCUGAAUAUGCGUCUCGUUUCCUAGCCCAGUCUCAAUCACGAAUCACCACACGACCCGAAGAGAACCGCCCGAAUGAGCGUGAUCGGAGGCCGAACUUCAACUUCUCCAGAUACAACAAUGCCUCUCGUUCCUACCUGAACCGAAAUGGACAUCCGUACCAGUCCGGCUCUUCACAGCUACCGCAUCUCCCCUUUGCAUCUCGAGCCUCCGCGCAACCCGCACCUCUUUUCUUCAGCGCCACGGAUGAGUUUCUCGAAGACGACGAACACGAGCGUGAGCGCGAGAUAGCAGACUACUAUGCUUUGCAGAGAUCACGCCGAAAUUUCGGCAAUAUACCUUUAGAAGAAUCUUCCGAGCUUGACGAUGCUGAUCACGAAUCUCAGACGUUCCAAAGCCGAGGUGGAAAAGACGGACCGUAUACGCAAAAGGGUAUCAAGAGCUCAUGGAGGGAUGAUAGGCUACUGCAUUCUCAAAGACGAACGCGGAACGCCUCGCCACCAACAUCAGACCUUAAUGAACGUGAUGAGGAUAACGAGAGUCACGAAAGUCCGUUCGGAAAGGGGAAAAUGGUGGAUGUUGGACUUGACAAUCCGAUUAGUUCCACAGCCUCGUUUACUUCUGAUGUCGCAGACGACGAAGAUGCCCCAAUCCAGAAAUUCCGCAGACAGCCCGAAGCUCAGAGUGAUUACAUAGACGGCCCUAGUGCUUCAUUAGUCCAAGAUGGUGAUAGGCAAGGUUUACUCUACAAUCGUCCACCAAGUUCGGGGGCUUCUUCAAUUCACAAUACCAUGGAACAACCGCCUGGCUCGGAACGUCCUGCUCACGAUGCAUUUUGGGGUCAUCUUUUCCUGAUAUGUCUCAUCGGAUUAUUCGCUACGGCAUUCCUCGUGUGGUUGCAUACAGCACCUCCAUCGGAUGGUAGAUGGAAGUUCGUGGACACAAUUUACACCACCAUCCACAAGUCCUACUUCCUUCUUGGUAUCUACACAAUCGUCUCCAUCCUCGUCUCCCUUCUAUGGCUCGCACUCUUACGGUCCUACGUCCGAUUCCUUGUUCACGGAAUGAUCAUUGCUGUCCCGGCCAUUCUGUACUCCUUCUCAUUAUAUACAUUCAUCUCCAGUUUCCGUGGUUCUUGGCACGGUAAGACUUUCCAGGAUCAUGUUAUGCGAUGGGGCUCAAUUAUCCCCUUUAUCUUGUCAACGCUCUGGGUAUAUUCCAUUGUACGAAAUCGGCACUCCACCGGGAAAGCGAUCAGCAUACUGGAGUUUGCAUGUCGGGUUUUGGCCUCAAACCCAGCUCUUCUCGCCCUUGGUCUGGGUAUUCUUGUCGUGACCGUUUCGUGGACUUGGUUGUGGAUGAUAAUGUUUACGCGAAUCUUCCUUGGUGGAUCUAUCCACUCAGACAACUCCUUUGUCAUAAGCUUUAGUAGCUGGUGGCUAGGUGCUUAUUUCAUCUUAGUCUAUCUAUGGUCUCUUGGUGUUAUCGCAGGUAUCCAGCGAGCCGUGACAGCAGCCACAGUAAGCCAAUGGUACUUCCACCGUUUGGCUCUUCCCGCGCCUACGUCCGCCCAGAUCGUAAAGGCUGCGAUGUCUCAUGCCUCAACUACGCUCUUCGGCUCGAUAUCGCUGUUUUCCUUGAUAGUCCUACUUCUCAAACUCCCUCUUCUGGUUUUGCAUAGGCGCGUUGCUUCAAUCAUUGCCCUAUUCGCUUAUUCUCUAAUUCCCUCGCCUAUCGCAGCUUUGGUCAACCCUCUGACUCUAACAUAUGCUUCAAUACACUCCCAACCACUGGCUCAAUCGGCCCGCGGUUUCACCCAAAUGGCAGUAUUCUCCAGCUUCAGCACAACUGGUGGCCUGUAUGCUCCGUCAACCAUACCCCGCAGCGGUUCAAAUGCCAAUUCCUUGAUAUCCUACCGACUCUCAAAAAUGAUCCUUCACGCCUGCCGAUUCGCAAUGUCUCUUGCCCUCGGCUUUGGCGGCUGGGUCACAGCAGCCCGCAACCUCGACGUGACUGGCAGCAAUAGCACUAUCCGCGGCAGUUUGUACGCAUACAUCAUCGGUCUGAUUGCAGGUACAAUCGGAUGGGGCGUCUUAGGGUCAAUGGAGAAUGUGCUAGCAUGCGUUGUGGACUCUGCAUUGGUCUGCUGGGCAAGUGAAGUCGGUAACUCGGGACGCGAGGCUACAUACUGUCGAGAGGCAGAGUGGCUGUUUAGAGACGAUGUUUAUGCUGCUGUUUCGGGUGACAACCGAUGGAAUAGGGGUUGA